Pogona vitticeps (central bearded dragon) is the source of this 10380-nucleotide messenger RNA. The record is from RefSeq and is a predicted model, not a curated record. Lineage: Eukaryota; Metazoa; Chordata; Lepidosauria; Squamata; Agamidae.
UUAUCCAGGCUACGCCUGCUGCUUACCUGGAUACACCUGAGCUCACCUGAGCUUGCGCAGGCGCCGCCUUUUUUUUCUUCCUAGCCCACUGCACCCUUCUCGCCUCCCUGCCCCGCCCGUUCCUGGAGGCGCAGGCGCACUGGCGCUUGCCCGGCAACACUCCUGGGAACUCGGCUCAGCGCUGUCAUGGCGGCAGAGAGCGGCAGCAAUCGCUAAGGCAGGCAGGAAGCGAUGGAGGCGCGCACCCGGGUGGCUGCGGAGUGAGGGCGGCGGCACAGAAACUUCAGAGGCCACGGACCGAGUCCCGGUGCGGCAGGAGAGAAGCCGAUAUUCUUUGCAUUGAAAAAGGAGAAGAAGAAGCUAGAUAUUGUGUGUUCAGGUGCUUCAGAAACUGCACCUGAAGAAGACCCAGGCUAGAGGCUGAACUCCUUACACUUUUGGAGCGCUGGUGUGCACGGACAGUUUUGAAGCGAACUAGCUAUGGCUAGCGAAGGCAAACAGGCUUCCUUUCCUCCGCCAACAGGUGAUGAUGGAGGAGGGGGAGGCAGUGCUGGAGGGGGAAAAGAAGGCAACGCAGCUGAAAUGCAGAACAAGCUGCAGCCUUUGAAUCCAGGAGUCCCAAUCCGUGGCAUCCGGAUGAAAUUUGCUGUUCUGGCAGGACUGGUGGAAGUUGGCGAAGUAUCCAAUAGGGAUAUUGUAGAAACUGUGUUUAAUCUGCUUGUAGGAGGCCACUUUGAUCUGGAAAUGAACUUUAUCAUACAAGAAGGUGAGAGUAUUACCUGCAUGGUGGACUUGUUGGAUAAGUGUGAUGUCACUUGCCAGGCUGAGGUGUGGAGCAUGUUUACAGCCAUCCUGAAGAAAAGUAUACGAAAUCUGCAAAUUUGCACAGAAGUUGGUCUUGUUGAGCAAGUACUUCAGAGAAUUGAUAAGGCUGACAAUAUGAUUGCAGAUCUCUUAGUUGAUAUGCUUGGAGUAUUAGCAAGCUACAAUGUAACAGUUCGGGAGUUAAAGCUGUAUUUCAGCAAACUUCAAGGAGAAAAAGGAAAAUGGCCUCCCCAUGCUGGAAAACUGUUGUCUGUAUUAAAACAUAUGCCUCAGAAAUAUGGACCUGAUGCCUUCUUCAACUUUCCAGGAAAAAGUGCUGCAGCUAUUGCCUUACCUCCCAUAGCCAAGUGGCCCUAUCAGAAUGGGUUCACCUUUCACACUUGGAUAAGAAUGGAUCCUGUGAAUAAUAUCAAUGUAGACAAAGAUAAGCCUUAUUUAUAUUGUUUUCGAACAAACAAAGGACUGGGUUAUUCUGCACAUUUUGUGGGAGGUUGUUUGGUUGUCACCUCGAUUAAAUCAAAAGGAAAAGGCUUCCAGCACUGUGUGAAAUUUGAUUUCAAGCCACAGAAGUGGUACAUGAUUACUAUAGUGCAUAUCUAUAACCGUUGGAAGAACAGUGAGCUGAGAUGUUAUGUGAACGGGGAAUUAGCAUCUUAUGGAGAGAUAAUAUGGUUUGUCAAUACAAGUGAUACAUUUGACAAAUGUUUCCUGGGCUCUUCAGAAACAGCAGAUGCCAAUAGAGUGUUUUGUGGUCAGAUGACAGCUGUUUAUCUUUUCAGUGAAGCACUCAAUGCAGCUCAGAUUUUUGCUAUUUAUCAACUUGGUCUGGGAUACAAGGGAACAUUUAAAUUCAAGGGGGAAAGUGAUCUCUUCCUUGCUGACCAUCACAAACAGCUGCUAUACGAUGGCAAGCUUUCAAAUGCUAUUGCCUUUACAUACAAUCCAAGGGCUACAGAUGCACAGCUCUGCUUAGAAUCUUCACCCAAGGACAACCAUUCAAUCUUUGUUCAUUCACCACAUGCCCUCAUGCUACAGGAUGUAAAAGCUGUCGUAACCCAUUCUAUCCAAAGUGCAAUGCAUUCAAUUGGAGGAGUGCAGGUGCUUUUUCCUCUGUUUGCACAGCUGGACUAUAGGCAAUAUUCUUUGGAUCAGCCCGACACAACUGUUUGUUCCAUUCUAUUGGCUUUCAUCAUGGAGUUGCUGAAGAACUCAAUUGCUAUGCAAGAACAAAUGCUUUCUUGUAAGGGCUUCCUUGUAAUAGGAUACAAUCUUGAAAAGUCUUCCAAAGCACACAUUAGUAGAACUGUUCUAGAUCUUUGCCUUGCCUUUGCUAAGUAUCUGAGCAAUUUGCACCACGGAGUGCCCUUGCUGAAGCAGCUAUGUGAUCAUAUUCUUCUUAACCCUGCAAUAUGGAUUCAUACUCCACCCAAGAUUCAGUUGAUCCUGUACACUUACCUAUCUACUGAGUUCGUUGGAACAGCUAACAUCUACAAUGCAAUUCGACGAGUUGGGACAGUUCUCCUGGCAAUGCAUACUUUGAAAUAUUACUACUGGGUGGUGAAUCCUCAAGAUCGCAGCGGAAUUAUUCCCAAAGGCUUAGAUGGAGCCCGGCCUAAUCAAAAAGAAAUUCUUUCCUUGCGAGCUUUUUUGUUGAUGUUUGUUAAGCAGUUGGUGAUGAAGGAUCAUGGAGUGAAGGAAGAUGAACUCCAAGGCAUCCUCAACUAUCUCCUCACUAUUCAUGAGGAUGACAAUUUAAUGGAUGUCCUACAACUUGUCGUUGCUCUCAUGUCAGAGCACCCGAGUUCUAUGAUCCCUGCCUUUGAUCAGAGAAAUGGGUUACGUGUUGUCUACAAACUUCUUGCAUCAAAAAGUGAAGGGAUCAGGGUACAGGCUCUAAAGGUCAUGGGCUACUUCUUAAAGCAUCUUGCACCCAAGAGGAAAGCUGAAAUCAUGCUUGGCCAUGGAUUGUUCUCUCUACUGGCUGAGAGGCUUACUCUCCAAACAAGUUUGAUUACCAUGACAACAUACAAUGUGCUAUUUGAGAUUCUUAUUGAACAGAUUUGCACUCAGGUGAUACAUAAGCAACACCCUGACCCAGAUUCAACAGUGAAGAUACAAAAUCCUCAGAUCCUGAAAGUUAUUGCAACCUUGCUGCGCAAUUCUCCGCAGUGCCCAGAAACUUUAGAAGUCCAUCGAGUCUUUCUCUCAGAUAUGAUUAAGCUUUUUAAUAGCAGCAGAGACAAUAGGAGGAGUUUACUGCAGUGCUCUGUGUGGCAGGAAUGGAUGCUUUCCCUUUGCUAUUUUAAUCCCAAAACCUCUGAGGAGCAGAAGAUAACGGAAAUGGUGUAUGCCAUUUUUCGAAUUUUACUUUAUCAUGCAGUCAAAUAUGAAUGGGGUGGCUGGCGUGUUUGGGUGGACACUCUAGCAAUCACACACUCAAAGGUAUCUUAUGAAAUGCACAAAGAAAGGCUUUCACAGAUGUUUACAGAAUAUCAGCAAAAAGAGGGGUGUGGUGCUGGUCCAUCAACACUGCUUAGAACUAUCUCAGGGACUAGUAAAGAUACUGAUGUUACAGCAAGACAUCCACAUUUAGAAAUAAAAGAAGUUGAUAUUUCUGCAAAUGAUGUUGGAAAUGGUAAUAUCAAGAAUGGUACUUUGACAGAUAAAGACAGAUUAUCCAAUUUUGAAGAAUCAACUAAAACUAAUUCAGAAUUGAAUGAAGAGAAAAGAACUGAAAUGGAAAAUGAUCAGAAAACCCCUGAUUUUAAUAAAGCUCCUUGCUUAGAACAUCAGGUUGAAACGAUAAAACAGGGCUCAGAAGGCACUUCUGGAACAGUUGAAACAGAUAAUGAGGAUGAAAUGGUCACUAUCACUAAUGCACAGUUACCUUUAGAAAAUGCUAAGGGAGAGGUGCUUGAAAGCCCAGAGAUGUUAGGAAAGCUGACCCCAGAACUGGAGGAGGAAGAGGAAGAUUUUGUUGAUUUAAAAGAGGAGAGCAAUCUACCCUUUACCUCAGAGGAAUGUGCUCCUAAACCUGGUGAAGACCAUUCCAUGGGAGAAGGUCAGGGGACAUUAGCAAUAACACAGAAUACUAGUACAUCAGAAGAACCUGUUUCUGUAGCUUUAGAAUCCAAAGGUAAUGAGGCAUCUGUGGAAACAGAACAAGAACCAGAUUCAUUGCCAGAGAUCAGUGUUUCUGAAAUAAACGAUGGAAGAACUCAACCAAUUUCAAAUGCUGUGGAGAAGAUAGAUGAAGAAAAUACUGACCAUCCUCAAACCAAAACAACUGUAAAUAAUAUGCAACCACAUGCUUCAGAAACAUUGGUGGUUUCAGACAAGAAAAUAGCAAAACUUGAUGUUUCCAGUGUUGCAUCAGAUACUGAAAGACUGGAGUUAAAGUCCAGUACAAGUCUGGAAGUCAGUCAGCCCCUUCGGUCAAUUCCUGAGACGUCUAGACAACAAGAUCAAAGUACAACAGGAGCUAUGUCAGAUGGACAAAGAAGAGAUUCUAGGUCUACCAUGUUUCGUAUUCCUGAAUUCCGGUGGUCACCAAUGCACCAGCGGUUACUCACUGACCUGCUCUUUUCAAUUGAAACAGAUGUACAAAUGUGGAGAAGCCAUUCUACCAAGACAGUGAUGGACUUCGUGAAUAGCAGUGACAAUGUUAUCUUUGUACAUAACACAAUUCAUCUCAUCUCCCAAGUGCUGGAUAAUAUGAUUAUGGCUUGUGGUGGCAUAUUACCUUUGCUUUCUGCUGCUACAUCUGCAACGCAUGAACUGGAAAAUAUUGAGCCAACUCAAGGAUUGUCAAUUGAAGCUUCUGUAGCAUUCCUCCAGAGAUUAAUCAGCCUUGUAGAUGUAUUAAUAUUUGCAAGUUCCCUUGGAUUUACAGAAAUAGAGUCAGAGAAGAAUAUGUCAUCAGGUGGAAUAUUACGACAGUGUCUUCGACUUGUGUGCGCAGUGGCAGUCAGAAAUUGUUUGGAGUGCCAGCAGCAGCAGGCACUAAUGAAGUCUAGUGGAGAAAAUGUUAAGUGUCAGAAAACAGUACAAAGCCUGAUAGCAGCUGGAAGGUCUGGAGCAAAGAGCCCAGUUGAUAUUGUGACUGGAGGAAUUUCUCCCAUAAGAGAUAUCGACAGACUUCUGCAGGAUAUGGACAUUAACCGGCUUCGUGCGGUGGUCUUUAGAGAUAUUGAGGAUAGCAAACAGGCACAGUUCUUGGCCUUGGCUGUAGUAUAUUUCAUCUCUGUCCUCAUGGUAUCAAAAUACAGAGAUAUUCUGGAACCUCAGGAUGAAAGGAAGCAGACUCAGUCUAUUCAGUCUCUCAAGGCAUCAAUAACAGAAAGCCCUCCUGCAGCUAUUGCCAGUUCAGUUUCUGCAUCUAAUGAGUCAGAAGGUGUCGUGUCUGUACAAAGAAGAGAUUCUGGUAUUGAAGAGGAAGGACAUUCUGAAUUAGGGCACAAUUCUGAGGCUGGCACAGAAGCAGAAACACAUUCUGUGAGUGUAGGCCCAGAUGCAAUCAGUGAAGUAUUGUCUACCCUAUCUUCAGAGGUCAGUAGAUCUCAGGAGAGCAGAGGUGAAGCACAGAGUGAGGUGGACAACAAAACUGCAUCCUCUGUACAAACUGCAAAAAAUGUAAAUGUUAAGGAUAUUUUAAGAAGCUUGGUCAGCACACCUGCAGAUGGCGCUGUGGUGGAUCCUGGUGUUCUUCCGCCAACUUUUCUUGGAGCCCUUGGAGACAGUGCAGCUGAACAGCCAGUACAGUUUCGGUCCUUUGACAGGAGUGUCGUAGUGGCGCCAAAGAAGUCAGUAGCUUCAUCUGCAGCGGCAAUUAAUGUGCCCACAAAUGCUGUCAGCGUGGUUUCUUCUUUGGAUUCUGCUCAAGCUCCAGAUGUAACAGGAGGAUCUCCUGGCAGCGGAUCUUCAAAUUCAAGAUUACCAUCUGUUCCUACAGUUUCUUCUGUGCCUGAAGAUUCUGCUUCCAACAUGAGUAUUACAGAGAGGCUUGAACAUGCUUUGGAAAAGGCUGCUCCUCUUUUGAGAGAGAUAUUUGUGGAUUUUGCUCCUUUUCUUUCUCGUACACUUUUGGGUAGCCAUGGGCAAGAGCUACUGAUAGAAGGUACAAGUCUUGUGUGCAUGAAAUCUAGCAGUUCUGUUGUGGAGUUGGUCAUGCUGCUUUGUUCUCAGGAAUGGCAGAAUUCAAUACAGAAGAAUGCAGGCCUAGCUUUCAUUGAGCUUGUCAAUGAAGGAAGAUUGUUGAGUCAAACAAUGAAGGAUCAUCUGGUGAGAGUAGCAAAUGAAGCGGAAUUUAUCUUAAGCAGACAAAGAGCUGAAGAUAUCCACAGGCAUGCUGAAUUUGAGUCAUUGUGUGCUCAGUAUUCUGCAGACAAACGAGAAGAUGAGAAAAUGUGUGAUCAUUUGAUAAGGGCAGCUAAGUAUCGCGAUCAUGUGACAGCAACUCAACUGAUACAGAAAAUUAUCAAUAUUCUGAUGGACAAGCAUGGAGCGUGGGGCAAUUCAGCAACAAGUCGUCCUCGUGAGUUCUGGCGCCUUGACUACUGGGAAGAUGACUUGCGGCGCCGGCGACGAUUUGUGCGUAACCCCCUCGGAUCGACACAUCCUGAAGCGACAUUAAAAGCAGCCAUAGACCAUGCUCCAGAUGAAGAUGUACUUGUUAAAGGAAAGCAGUCUAUCAAGAGUCAGGCUGUAGGAAAUCAGAACUCGGACAGCGAGAUUCUCCUGGAAGGCGACGAUGAUACCUUGUCAUCCGUUGAGGAGAAGGAACUGGAGAACUUAACUGGUCCCGUGAGUCUGUCUACAGCAGCACAGCUUGUGGCUCCCUGUGUAGUAGUGAAGGGAACACUUUCCAUUACCGCCUCUGAACUGUAUUUUGAAGUAGAUGAAGAAGAGCCCAGUUUUAAGAAAAUUGACCCCAAGGUACUUGCUUAUACAGAAGGACUGCAUGGAAAAUGGCUCUUCUCCGAUAUUCGAUCAAUCUUUUCUCGGCGAUAUCUUUUGCAAAACACAGCACUGGAAAUCUUUAUGGCAAACAGAGUUGCCGUUAUGUUCAACUUUCCAGAUUCUGCCACAGUUAAAAAAGUGGUUAAUUGCUUACCUCGUGUUGGAAUUGGUACUAGUUUUGGACUGCCCCAAACCAGGCGCAUUUCUAUGGCUAGUCCACGUCAGAUCUUUAAAGCAUCAAAUAUGACACAGCGAUGGCAACACAGAGAAAUUUCAAACUUUGAAUACCUCAUGUUUCUAAAUACAAUUGCAGGACGUACUUACAAUGACUUAAACCAGCAUCCAGUAUUUCCCUGGGUAAUCACUAACUAUGAAUCUGAAGAGUUGGAUCUUACACUUCCAAGUAACUACAGAGAUUUGUCAAAGCCUAUUGGUGCUCUUAAUCCAAAAAGAGCUGCAUUCUUUGCAGAGCGAUAUGAAACAUGGGAAGAUGAUCAGGUUCCAAAGUUCCACUAUGGCACUCAUUAUUCGACAGCAAGUUUUUCACUUACUUGGUUGUUAAGAAUGGAACCUUUUACAACAUUUUUCCUGAACUUGCAAGGAGGAAAGUUUGAUCAUGCAGAUAGAACUUUUUCUUCAGUUUCAAGGGCAUGGCGCAAUUGUCAACGUGACACCUCUGAUAUCAAGGAGCUUAUUCCUGAAUUUUAUUACCUCCCUGAGAUGUUUGUCAAUUUCAAUAAUUACAAUCUCGGAGUGAUGGAUGAUGGAACAGUAGUGUCUGAUGUUGAACUUCCACCAUGGGCCAAAACCUCAGAAGAAUUUGUUCGCAUAAACAGAUUGGCGUUGGAGAGUGAAUUUGUUUCCUGCCAACUCCACCAGUGGAUUGAUCUGAUUUUUGGCUACAAGCAGCAAGGGCCUGAAGCUGUCAGAUCCCUCAAUGUGUUCUACUAUUUAACCUAUGAAGGGGCGGUCAAUCUCAGCUCAAUAGCAGAUCCUGUUUUGAGAGAGGCUGUUGAAGCUCAGAUCCGAAGUUUUGGACAGACUCCUUCCCAAUUGCUCAUAGAACCACAUCCUCCAAGAAGCUCAGCCAUGCAGGUGUAUCUCCUUCUGCAGAGUCCGUUGAUGUUCACAGACCAAGCUCAGCAGGAUGUCAUCAUGGUCUUAAAAUUUCCAUCCAACUCCCCUGUCACACAUGUAGCAGCUAACACCCAACCUGGCUUGGCAAAUCCUGCUGUGAUUACUGUCACUGCCAACCGUCUGUUUGCUGUGAAUAAGUGGCACAGCCUUCCUGCUCAUCAAGGUGCCGUACAGGACCAGCCAUACCAGCUGCCAGUGGAAAUCGAUCCCCUCAUAGCCAGCAAUACAAACAUACACAGGAGACAGAUAACAGAUCUUCUUGACCAAAGCAUUCAAGUCCAUUCCCAGUGUUUUGUAAUAACUUCUGAUAACCGAUAUAUCCUUGUCUGUGGUUUUUGGGACAAAAGUUUCCGUGUGUACUCGACUGAUACAGGGAGACUGAUACAAGUUGUGUUUGGCCACUGGGAUGUGGUCACUUGCCUUGUCCGCUCUGAGUCCUACAUUGGAGGAAAUUGUUAUAUUCUCUCAGGAUCUCGUGAUGCAACACUGUUGCUGUGGUACUGGAACGGCAAAACAAAUUCCAUUGGUGAUUGCACAAAUGGUGAAUCUGCUACUCCUCGAGCCAUCUUGACAGGGCAUGAUUAUGAAAUCACCUGUGCGGCAAUUUGUGCUGAACUUGGCCUGGUAAUCAGUGGUUCCAAAGAAGGACCAUGUCUCAUACAUUCUAUGAAUGGAGACUUACUGAGGACAUUAGAGGCUCCUGAAAACUGUCUGAAAGCAAAACUUAUUCAGGCAUCAAGAGAGGGACACUGUGUCAUAUACUAUGACAACGGGCAUUUCUGUGUAUUCAGUGUGAAUGGGAAACUGCAAGCCACUAUGGAAACUGAUGAUAACAUAAGGGCAAUUCAGCUGAGCCGGGAUGGACAGUACCUGCUUACAGGUGGAGACAAUGGGGUAGUUAUGGUGUGGCAAGUGUGUGACCUCAAGCAGCUUUUUGCCUAUCCUGGUUGUGAUGCUGGAAUCCGAUCCAUGGCCCUUUCGUAUGACCAAAGGUGUAUAAUGACAGGAAUGGCUUCUGGGAGCAUAGUGCUUUUCUACAAUGAUUUCAACAGGUGGCACCAUGAAUACCAAACCAGAUACUGAUGCCGAAAAUAAAUCAGACCAGCACAUGAAGUUGCUUUCAAAUGGAGACUUGAAGCACAGCAAGUCUCUCUUCAGUAUCUUAUCUGAGCCUCAGUUCUUAUAAAUAGUUAUGUAACAUCUGAAUGUAACUUUAAAUCGCUGGGAAAUGUUAUUUUUAAAAAGUUAAUUGCUAUUUUUGUAGACCUUGCUUGACUUUUUUGGGGGUGGAAGAAGCAGAAAAUAGCUGCUGGGUUCUGUAGCUUAUAAAGAAAAUCUAUAUUUUUAGUCAUAGUAUGUCUAUUUUGAUCCAUGUAUUGGGAAAAUACCUAAAUUAAGAUGGUGAAAUUUCUUGUAUUAGCUCUAUUAUAAAACAUGUUUCUCAUAAAAUUCUUUAUAAUCUAAAGGAAUAUUUGAUUUGAAGGAUGAAAACUUGAUAUUGUACUGGAAGUUGCUUACAAUACUGGUGUUUUAACAUGGGCUGAUCCAUACCACAUUUUGUCUUUUACCUUUAUAAUGAUUGUAAUACUUCAAGCACUGAAUUUUCUGCCAAUCAAGGAUAUUUAAAUUAUGAUAAAUGUAAUUUUGUUUCCAACAGUGUGAUGAUGAAGCAUGCUUCUAAGUGUUUGGAUUUGCUUUUCCCCCGUUUGCUGGCUUGUUGUGCAAUUGAUAGAAAAAUCAGCAACAAAGCUGAUGUAUCAAGUACAAGUCCUUGUUCUCUCCUUUUCUUAUUUUAGUGCAUACCUAACUGUGCACACCCAAUCCAUGUUUUGAGAAUUUAGGAUAUAUCUUUCUAUUAUCAGCCUUUGUAACUUUUAAAAUCAUGUGCAGACUUCUGUCAUGUGCUUAUAAGCCACAAGGCUGGACCCAGAAGAUAAACCUGCCCUGCAGAAGCUAUAGAGGCAAAAGCUUUUGUUUCCAUUCUAAACACAGCUUCUGAAAGCUGCGUAGCACAAGCCAUAUCUGGUACUGUUUAUGAAACUAAGGCAUAUUUGCAACAGUCCUUACCCUAUCAUGUUGACAAUACAGAAUAGCCUCCCUUCCAGUUCGUAUGAAUUUGAAUAAAAGUUUAUACUAAGGUAACAAUGUUAUAUUGGUCUUGCUUAAAUUCUACUUUUUCUACAAGAUUGCUGUGCAGAAUAAUGUGAAAACAUUUGUGUAAAGAAUUGUACUGUUUUGUAGGUCUGUAUUACAUAAAUAUUUGUAUGUCAUGCUUUAUUAAGAUUUGAAACUUACAUUCUAUAUCUGUAUUGGAAUACAGUUUUCUUCAGCUGCUUACUUGAAGCAGUUCCCAUUGUCCCACUCCCCAGCAAUCACCUACUCUCUCCUUAAGUAAAAAUCUGAGAGGGAAAAAACUCAGUUUGAACUAAGAAAUUAAAUAAAAAGACAUUUGUAAUUUAA